GGCGGCAGGCUGAGGGGGGAGGGGGCAGCGCCGCGGCCUGGCACCCCCGGCGCGGGAGAGGCGGCAGCGGCGAUGAAGCGAGACGUGCGCAUCCUCCUGGUGGGGGAGGCCCGGGUGGGGAAGACAUCGCUGAUUAUGGCUCUGGUGGGCGAGGAGUUCCCUGAGGAGGUGCCCCCUCGUGCAGAGGAGAUCACAAUCCCAGCCGACGUCACACCUGAGAAAGUCCCCACCCACAUUGUGGACUACUCAGAAUCAGAGCAAACGGAGGAUGAGCUGCAGGAGGAGAUCACCAAGGCCAACGUGGUCUGUGUGGUGUACGAUGUCACCGUGGAGGCCACAAUUGAGAAGAUUCGGACAAAGUGGAUUCCCUUGGUGAACGGGGGAGUUGAAAAGGGUUCCAGAAUCCCGAUCAUCCUAGUGGGAAACAAGUCUGACCUACAGUCUGGGAGCUCCAUGGAGAUCAUCCUGCCCAUCAUGAACCAGUUUUCUGAGAUAGAGACUUGCGUGGAGUGUUCGGCCAAGAACUUAAAGAAUAUCUCUGAAUUGUUCUACUAUGCCCAGAAAGCAGUUCUGCACCCGACAGCCCCCUUGUACGAUCCAGAGGAGAAACAGCUGCGACCGACGUGUGCACGAGCUCUUACACGGAUUUUCAACAUCUCAGACCAGGAUAACAACCAGAUCCUAAGUGACGAUGAGCUCAACUACUUCCAGAAAUCCUGCUUCGGGAAUCCCCUGGCGCCCCAGGCCCUGGAAGACGUGAAGACAGUUGUGUGGAAGAACACCACGGAUGGGGUGCAGGACAAUGGCCUAACGUUAAACGGCUUCCUCUUCCUCAACACCCUCUUCAUCCAGAGGGGGCGGCACGAGACCACUUGGACCAUCCUGCGCCGCUUCGGCUACGCUGAUGAGCUGGAGCUGACGGACGACUAUCUCUACCCGCUGUUCCGCGUGCCCCAGGGCUGCUCCACGGAGCUCAAUCACUUUGGAUACCAGUUUCUGCAGCGGAUGUUUGAGAAGCACGACAAGGAUGGAGAUGGAGCCCUCUCACCUGUAGAACUACAGAGCUUCUUCAACGUCUUCCCCUAUGUGCCCUGGGGACCUGAACUCUACAACACGGUAUGCACCACUGAUAAAGGCCUGCUUUCACUGCAUGGAUUCCUCUGCCAAUGGACGCUGGUAUCCUAUCUGGAUGUCCAUCACUGCUUAGAGUACCUGGGUUACUUGGGCUACCCCAUCUUCUCUGAGCACAACUCUCAGACACAGGCCAUCACAGUUACCCGGGAGAAGAGAAUCGACCUGGAGAAGGGUCAGACCCAGAGGAACGUCUUCCUCUGUAAAGUGAUUGGCCCCAGGGGCACUGGCAAGUCUGCGUUCCUGCAGGCCUUCCUUGGGCGGAACCUGGCUGCACACAGGGAGUCCCCGGGAGAGCUGUCCUUCUAUGCAAUCAACACUGUCCAAGUCAGUGGCCAGGAAAAGUAUUUAAUAUUGUAUGAGAUUGAUGUGGACACGGAGUUCAUGAAGUCGUCGGACGCGGCAUGCGAUGUCGCCUGCUUAAUGUACAACGUGAAUGAUCCCAAAUCUUUCAACUAUUGCGCCUGUAUUUAUAAGCAACACUACAUGGAUGGACAAAUUCCCUGCAUCUUCGUCGCCUCCAAGUCAGACCUGCCAGAAGUGACUCAGCAGCAUGGACUCUCGCCUGCUGAGUUCUGCUACAAGCAUCGCCUGCCGCCACCGUUCUACUUCACCUGCAACAGCCCCGGCCUGCCCAGCACCACCAUCUAUACCAAACUGGCCACGGCAGCCGCCUUCCCUCAUCUGAACGACACCGAGCUGGGAGCUGCUUCCUUCUGGCUCAGGGUAGCCUUGGGUGCCAGUAUCGCUGCUGUGGUAGGAUUUGCACUUUACAAAGCGCUGGCAAAGAGCAAAUAAGAAAGAAGAGAACUGACCUUCCCUCCUCCCCCUCCCAAUGCUUACCUAAGACAGACACCAGCUUCCUUCUCCUACUACCAUGCACCCAGGUAGGCGGGAUCAAACUGGCUGUCCCUGGACCCCUGGGAGGAAAUUCCUUCCUCCCCCAAACCUGAUUUCAGCACCAGCAAAGCAGACCCACAAACAGGAUCCUCCAGACCUAAUGACACCAACCAGCAUGGCCAAGAACGUUGUUCUCCUCUACACUUGCAAUGUACCCAUCACUAGGGGUUUGACUCCGAACGCCCCAUUGCUCAACGUUACCCUCAGUCCACUCUGCCGUGGGAAUGUCAUGGUCUCCCCUUGCCAGAUCUGGGCAUCUGCAGAACCUGGAGUCCAGUCUCCCUGGAGCUUUGAGGGGGUCACCUUUGUCUCUUUUAAUAUUGUUUUUAAGACCAGCUCAGACUUGAAACAAACGACGCGCUCUGGGAAAGCUGUACAUAUCUUUCAGACCGGGGAUGGCAGCAAUCACGCCUGUCCAGUCUUGUAUUCCCAGGGAAGAUAUCAUUUUAUAUCACAGUGUGAUUCUCGGGGACUUCCUGGAGCCUGCAGGGACUCUGCAAGCACCAGAGUUGUGCUUUCUCUCCUCUGGGGUGGAGCUCUGCAGCGGGCUCGCUGUCCUGUCCUUCUAGCACAAGGUCUAUCAGGAAACAACGGACAAACUGGGAUUUAGGAAGCCGAGGCUACCUAGAGAAUGUAUUGUCAAAGGUGCUGCACGGAGGGGGAUUCACCCGUUGUGCUCCUUGCCAUCUAAUGUCUCCUGGUAUUUAUUGGCAUAUCCUUGUGUUGACUGCUGGCCAAACCCUAUUGUGGGCAGUUGCCUUGAAUACGUCCUUACCUUAGGGGCAUUGUGACUCUCCAAGCUGCCGGAGUUUAGCAGAGCUCCACUUCUGGAAGCAUUGUCGCUUACAAGGUGUUCCAGGGACCCUUCAGCCCUUUCCACAUGUCCAGGGAUGCCAUCGGGUCUAAGUUCAUAUCAGAAGCCUUUACAAUGGUCACCAACAACCCCCUUAGAUUAGUAAAAGGGAGCCUUUGAAAACUUAAUCUACUACUUCCCUUGGCUUUGGGCAAUGGAAAUUGCUUCGUUACUUUCCCUUUCUGGCUUUCCUGCACUAGCUCAAGGCUGCCGCUUUGGGGUUGCAAACACUGCAGGGGUAGAGGGGUUUGGAUUGGAACCUGCCCUCCUGUUUUCUGUGACUUUUAAGUUCAAUGUCAUGAAAUGACUUUUUAAUAGUAGGCUUUAUCAGAUGUUUUUUUUAAAUUCCAUUUGGGUCUAACCGACCUGUGUCCCCAUAAAAGACCCUGCAUUGUGACCUCACUCCAGUGUCAACCAAAAGCAAUCACUAGAAAAUGAUUUCCAGGUGUUCACUGCCUGCCAGCUCAGCCAAGCUUCUUAGCAGCUCCUAUUCCAGCCAGUCCCACCAUGCACAGGUAUGGGGGAUUGCUGCCUGGCAGAUCCUUUGCCAGCUUGUCCCAUCCCGCCCUUCACAAGGCUGUUUUCCCUUUGCCUACCCCAUCCUGCUUGGGUCACCAGUAUUAAUAGGCAUCAUAGAUUCUAGGACUGGAAGGGACCUCGAGAGGUCAUAGAGUCCAGUCCCCUGCCCUCAUGGCAGGACCAAAUACUGUCUAGACCAUCCCUGAUAGACAUUUAUCUAACCUACUCUUAAAUA
This is a messenger RNA of Trachemys scripta elegans, 3638 nucleotides long. It is a transcript of the gene RHOT2, whose product is annotated as ras homolog family member T2. Gene Ontology annotation, molecular function: calcium ion binding; GTPase activity; GTP binding. Gene Ontology annotation, biological process: regulation of mitochondrion organization; mitochondrion transport along microtubule; mitochondrion organization. The coding region runs from base 73 to 1929 and encodes 618 amino acids. The record is from RefSeq and is a predicted model, not a curated record. The transcript is spliced from 19 exons. Gene Ontology annotation, cellular component: mitochondrial outer membrane. Lineage: Eukaryota; Metazoa; Chordata; Testudines; Emydidae.